AUGUUCACUAAUAUAAAAGUGUGGACUAAAUCAAUUGGAAUGAACCACUUGACCCGGUUGCUGAUAACGGUAGCUGUUGGGAUUGUCGUCGCUAUUGCGGCUAUUCCACUGAAUUCUGAUGGCAACAAGGAUGGAAUCGCAACACCUCCAGGAGAGAAUAUACAUUGUCUCAUGGUAGGAGACCUGUACAAUUAUGGAACCAACGCAACCGCUUACGAAAAGGCAAUAGAACUUAUGACUGAAAUCAAUUACGGUCUGUUUGAAGCCGAGGGAUUCUCUAGCCUCGGUCUGUGGUUAUAUGGACAUACGGAGUUGUUCACGUCUCUCGAGGAUGCUCUCAACUACAUGCGAACAUCACCGUUCGAAUUCUUGGAAGAUCUACAGGAAGUAUCUUAUAGUGCAGAGGAUAAACCUGUGACAACCGCUAGUGCCAUCAAAAAGCUGAAUGAAUUGGUGGAUAAGGAGAAUCGUGUGAACUGCUUAAUCUUCUUCUCUGCCCAGGAAAAAAUAGCGGAACUUCCACGCUUGGAACCCGAUUGCAGUAAGUCGGGAAUCAAUAGAAUUGUGGCUGUUGGGCUUAGCGACACAAACCUUCACCGAGUUGUUGUCCCUCCACAAGGUGUUGCCGUCCGAGUUCCCUACAGUUUCACAUCGAAAAACGUUGAAGAAGUGGUCGCUGCUGUAAUGGGAAGGACUGAGAGUAGUUCAGCCAAGCCCCUCCCAAUGGAACCAACAAAGAUUCCUGCACGGAAGACUUCAGUGGUGAAUCCUCGCCCCGCAAAAAGAGGCACAACAGAAUCACCGAUAUCAAAAGGGCUUCGCUGCCUUUUUGUUUAUGAUUUGUACAAUUUUGGCAACGAUGAGGAAGCAUACGAUAAGGAAAACCAAUUUGUGGCUGAUAUUGGAGAAAGGUUUUUCACCACGACAGCGAAUUCGGCUGCUGGACUUUGGGCCUAUGGUCAUACUUCUAUCGACAAAACUCCCGAUGUUGCUUUGAAUGAAAUGCAGAAGAAAUAUGGUCGUUUUAUGGUGGAAAUGGCUGAAGUGGAAUACGACGACACAAACGAAAAUCCACUGUCAACAAAAGGAGCAAUAGAGAGGAUCAACGAGACAAAGGACAACAGAAAACGCGGCAACUGCUUGGUCUUUUUCUCAGCACAGGAAAACACCGCUGGUUUGCCAGUCUUGAACCCUCAGCACAUGAAUCUUGAACGGAUAGUGGCCGUUGGCUUGAAUAAUGCGGAUAUGAGCAAGAUCAUUCCAAAGAGAGGACAUGCGGUCAGCGUAGGUAACGACUAUGGAGAGGAAGAAGUGAAAAAAGUUGUGGACGCAAUUAUGGGAGGAUAA
This is a messenger RNA of Necator americanus (New World hookworm), 1347 nucleotides long. RefSeq lists its product as uncharacterized. NCBI's taxonomy places the organism in Eukaryota, Metazoa, Nematoda, Chromadorea, Rhabditida, Ancylostomatidae. The coding region runs from base 1 to 1347 and encodes 448 amino acids. The record is from RefSeq and is a predicted model, not a curated record. The transcript has 13 exons.